GCAAAGCUUGGGAAGAAAUGGAUGGAGUACCAAGGUGUUAGAAACUGGGACGGCUUGCUCGACCCUCUGGACGACAAUUUGCGCCGAGAGAUUCUCCGGUACGGCCAGUUUGUGGAAGCUACGUAUAAAUCCUUCGACUUCGACCCUUCCUCGCCUUCAUACGGCACCUGCAUGUUCCCCAGAAGAUCACUGUUAGAACGAGCGGGCUUACCCGAGACCGGUUAUCGUUUGACCAGGAAUCUACGUGUGACCUCCGGUAUUCAACUGCCACGUUGGAUGGAAAGGGCACCCAACUGGGUUGCCACCCAGUCCAGUUGGAUUGGCUACGUGGCAGUCUGUCAAGACAAAGGUGAAAUCUCCAGGCUAGGACGUCGAGACGUGGUGAUUGCUUACAGAGGCACCACUACGUGCUUGGAGUGGCUGGAGAAUCUGCGCGCCACCCUAACCCACCUUCCCGGUGCUGGUUCAGACGACCUCGGGUCAUCAUGCGGACCAAUGGUGGAGAGCGGUUUCCUAAGCCUCUACACCUCCGGAACCGCAGGCUCACCCAGCCUCCAACACAUGGUGCGACAAGAAAUCUCCCGGCUCAUCCAAUCGUACGGCCACGAGCCCCUGAGCUUGACCAUCACCGGGCACAGCCUUGGCGCUGCCCUAGCGACUCUCACCGCGUACGACAUCAAGACCACCUUGGAACGGGCACCGGAGCUAGUCACGGUCAUCUCCUUCGGCGGUCCACGCGUCGGGAACUUGAAAUUCAGGCAACUCCUAGAAAAACAAGGCACCAAAGUUCUACGUAUUGUGAACUCGGAAGACCUAAUAACCAAACUACCAGGCUUCGUUAUAAAUGAUAGCAAUGACGACGUGCCGUACAAUCAUAGCAUCCACGUGGCAGCUGGCCUUCCUAGCUGGAUCCAAAAGCGUGUGGAGGAGACGCAGUUGAUGUACGCGGAGGUUGGGCGGGAGCUACGGCUGAGCAGUAGAGACUCCCCUUACCUCAGCGGCUUCAACGUCGCCACCUGUCACGAGCUCAAGACAUACCUCCACCUGGUCGACAGCUUCGUGAGCUCCGCUUGUCCUUUCAGAGCAAAACUUCAGUAA
Molecule: messenger RNA, 1098 nt
Organism: Carya illinoinensis
Lineage: Eukaryota; Viridiplantae; Streptophyta; Magnoliopsida; Fagales; Juglandaceae
Product: phospholipase A(1) DAD1, chloroplastic-like
Exons: 1
Coding region: 22-1098 (358 amino acids)
Biological process (GO): lipid metabolic process
Molecular function (GO): glycerophospholipase activity
Source: RefSeq, a predicted model, not a curated record